AUGCGCGACGUCCGCGCCUGCGCCGCGACGGGCGCCCUGCAGGCGGACACGGCGACGCCGCUCCUGCGCUGCGCCCGCUGCCGGAGCACGCAUUACGUCGACGCCGCGCGGCAGCGGGCGCACUGGCCGGCGCACCGGCGCACGUGCCUGCCGCUGGGCGACGGCGAGAAGGAGCGCGUGGCGAACCUGAAGGCGCCGCGGGCGUUCGCGGAGCUGGCGGGGGACCUGCGCGCGGGCGGCUCGGCGCGCACCGUGGCGCUGCUGCGGCGGUGCCGCGUCGUGCUGGACCAGGGCGCACCGCCGGGCGACUUCGAGGCGACGUGCCACGGCGCCGCGCGCGCGUUCGCGCGCGCGUCGGACGCGACCGUCGCGGCGCUCCUGGCGGCGCCGGGCCUCGCGGCCUACCUGCUCUGCGGCGACGACUGCCUGACGCCGGCGGCGCGCGCGACGCGCGCCGCCGGGUUCCCGCGGGGCCUGCCCCAGGCGGACGCGUUCGGCGCGCGCGGCGACGCCUACGCCGCGUGCGCGCGGCGCGAGCGGCGCGAGUGGGAGGCCGGCGGCCGCGCGGGGACCGCCGCCUUCGCGACGGUCUACGUCGCCCUGGCCGGCGCCGGCGGCGCGCGGCGCGCGGCGCCGCCCGGGCCGCCCGCGGACGACGCGCGCGGCGCGGCGCGGGCGGGCGCGCUCGCCGCGGCGUGCCGGGCGCGCGUGCUGGGCCUCUGGGGCGACGUCGCGGCGCGCGAGUGCGGCGGCGACGCCUUCGCGGCGGCGCCGGGCCUCGCGCUGCUGCUGCUGCGGACGGAGCGCGCGGCGGGCUCCGAGCCGUGGCGCGGGCACCUGGACGAGGCGCGGCGCGUGCCCAAGGGCCCGGUCGUCUGCGCGGCGCUGGCGGACCUCGCGGACGCGGCGGCGCCGCGGGCCUGCCGCGAGGUGCUCGAGGCCGCGGUCCGGCGGGCCGACGCGUGCCGGCGGGCGGCGCCGGCGCAGCCGCCGGGCCCGACGCGCGUCGACUCGCGGACGGACGUCGCGCGGGGCCACGGCGGCUUCCGGGACUACUGGGCCGCCGUGCCCUUCGCCGACCGCGCGGCCGUCUGCGCGGCGGCCGCGCACGCGCUGCUGGACGGCUGCGACGACGCCGGCGUCCUGGGGCGGCUCGUCGACGACGCGGCGCAGCGCCCGCGCGCGGCGUCGGCGGCGCGCGACGCCGCGGUCCGCCACCGCGUGCUGAGCGCCGCCGCCGGCGCGCACCGGGCGGGGCUGGUCGGCCGGCCCGGCGACGACGACGAGGCGCGGGCCGUCCUCGCGGGCGUGCUGCGCGCCGCGCACCGCCGCGCCUACCCGGCGCUCGCGGCGCUCUGGGGCGCGCGGCUGCUGCGCUUCGCGCCGGAGCGCGCCGUCGAGCGCUGCUGCGCCUUCGCGGCCGUCUUCGCGGACGCGGACGCGGACGUCGCGGCGCGCGCCGCGGCGUGGGAGGCGACGCCCUGGCCGCGCGACCGCGACGACGCCGCGGCCCGCGAGAAGCUCGCGUGCGCCGAGCUCGCGGCCGGCCGGCCGCUGGACGACUGCGCCGCGCGCGACAGCGACGACUCCGAGUCGGAGCUGACGACGUUCACGCUGAACGACGCGGCGUCGCUCGCGUCCUACGGCGUCUUCGCCCCGGAGUAA
This is a messenger RNA of Pelagomonas calceolata, 1665 nucleotides long. NCBI's taxonomy places the organism in Eukaryota, Pelagophyceae, Pelagomonadales, Pelagomonadaceae. The record is from the annotation of a GenBank genome assembly.